GUGUUGACUUGGCUGUCGCCUUUGGAGCUCAGGUAUUCGAUGAUGAUGAAUAGGUGAGUCACUCAUUGUGGGCUGGGUAGUUAUUUGCAUUAUUACUGUAUGCCAGCAUAAGUCAAUGAUCUGUUCGACUGGUAUGUUGAUAAAUUGCAAUAGUAGUUAUUGUUCAUUAGGCCUGUAGCCUGGUCCUCGUUUUCUAGGCCCAAUCAUUGGACAAACAACGUGUGCACAGCAGGCAGGUGGUAGCAGCAGCAUCUUCCUGGUUGUUCCAGCCUCCUCCUAGCCAAGCUACACCAAGCCGUACUGCCAGUGCUACAUCAGUUGUGGUUUGCGUAGGUCUAAUCUACUUGUCUUAUGUGGUAAUGCAUGUAGUCGUCGGCCUAAAUUGAAGGCCAUUCAUUCAUUACUACAUUUGUCAACUAUCCUUGUGAGCAACAAAUGUGUUGCUAAAGAAGACACUGAAAAACUACUGAAGUACUGAAAUAAAUUAAAUCAGAAUGCCAGUUGCAAAAGCUGUAUUCUACCCGACGCUAUUUUACAAUGUGUUAAUGAGCAAAGUGUCAUCACGAAGAUGGUUCGAUCGGAUAACAGAAAAUGUAAUACUGGGAGCAUUGCCAUUUCGCAGUGAUGCCCAAAAGCUGGUGAAGACGGAAGGUGUGAAAGGUGUUAUCACAAUGAAUGAAGCCUAUGAACUUCAUUAUGCUCCAACUGCUGAUGAAUGGAAAAUGCUGGGUGUGUCUCAAAUGCAUUUGCCGACAGUUGAUUUCACAGAAGCACCUAGUAUGGAAUUCUUAGAGAGCGGUGUUGGAUUUAUUGAGGAACAUGCCGAACGUGAUGAAUCCGUAUACGUGCAUUGUAAAGCAGGACGUACACGUAGCGCAACGCUAGUCUGCUGCUACUUAAUGAAGCUAGCAGCAACAAAGCCAACAUUCAACCACAAGGGUCAGAUCAACCUGUGGACACCGCAAGAUGCUCAGAAUUUUGUCAUCGCAAAGCGCCCUCACAUCGUUCUCAAGGAACAUCACUUCCGUGCUAUGUACAGGUACUUCGAUAAACAUGUGAAACCUUUCCGAAAAAUGUCAGACGAGGAAAGAGAGAAGAAAAAAGAACAACUGCUGAAGAAUCGCAAUUCAGUGAGAGUAGAUGAAGAAGACAAAAGCAGCUACGAGAUAAAUAGGGACAGCGUUAAGUCCUAGGCUACCGUAAAUAACCAAAUAAGUGCUGUGUCAUUUUUAAACAUUUUUUAGAGGCUUCUGGUUUCUAUUCAAGAGCGGCACUUAUUACAGGGGUCCUAAGUGUCCCGCAUUCCCGCAACCAAGUAUGAAUCUUCAGAAAGUGACCUAUUUUCUGCAAAUUAAUAUUUGCAUGAUUUGCUACUUUAUUAUCAUUUUCUCACGGAAGUCAGUGCCGAUGAGCAGCAAAAUGCACAGUAAAAUAAAAUUAAAUAUGUUAAGAAAAAUUCAUUUGAACCAGAUCUCCCUAAAUAGACUUCUUCCAACUUUGGACUCCUGUUUUUUACAAAUUGAAUUAAAUUACGUUGUUAUGGUACUAUGUCUUCUACAGCCUAUCUGAAUUGUUGCAACAUUAGAAUUAGUGGCAGAUUCAAGUUUUUUGAAAUAAAAGAAGCCAGGAAAGGGAUUUUUAGUUUGUUUUUUUUUACUAGGGGUCUGUACCACCUUUAGCCACACCAUUGAUUGGGGCUCGAGGUAGGAAAUGUUAUGGCUAUGUCAAUGGAAUUCUCUGACUUAAAUUUGAAUACAUGCAAUAUUCUUUUAUUCUCCUUUUUUUUUUAAUCUGCAUUGAAUCUGCCCAUUAGUAUUAUUAAUUUCAUGAGAUGAAUAGUUAAUGAUACAAAACAUCUAGGCACACUGUAAUAUACUCUUUACUAAACGCUGCAACGUUAUUAAAUGUAGAGUAUAACAGCUGCACUUUGCAAAAAAAUGAUGAUAGCGACGAUUAUUAUAAUGAGGCGCUUGUUCGAUAAUUUAUGAUAUUAGAUGUUACAGACGAAAUGUGGUAAAUACAACAUCAAAAUAAAAAUGCAGAAAUGUAUCUUCAGAGUUACACAUACUUUUUAAGGGCUUGUCAUAAUUGUUAUCAGAGGCUGAUCCAGGAAUUUGAAAUAGAGGUAGCCCAGAGAGGAGCAUUUACAGAUGGAAGCUUUAUACUACCUCAGCCCCACCAUGGUUGGGGCUGAGGUAAGAUUAACAUUGUAUGCUUGUACAGUACAUAGGAAAGUACUCUAAAUUCCAAGUAGGCAUUGAUGUAAUAAUUGAUUUCCAGUGACCUACUUUAAAUCGUUUCCUAUAUUCCAAUUUUAUUGAGAAAAGUAUCAUAAUCAGGGUAUUUUUCAUUCUGAUUAUAAAUUUCAAUAUGGUGGUUGCUCUUAUAAAUAUGCAUAUGAUAUACAAUUUUUCUAUACAAUGUUGAUUCACUAUACAAUAUUAUUUAACUUGUUGUAUUACACUCUGGUCCUAAAACCUUUUACUAAGGUACAAGUGUACAAAGUGAUUCAUUGAUUAGGGAACUUGCAUGGAGAUUAGAGUGCGCCCUCGGUAAUUAUCACGUAAAUGCUGCCUUUAAACAAAAUGGGGUAUUACCUAUUUUUUUAAUGUUUAGACUACCAGUUUGUCUAUCAUGCCAACAACGCAAUAAAAUAAUAAAAACUUAAAUAAAAGUAGAGAAUUUUUUAAAUAAAAUAAAUAUAAAAUUAAUAUCAAUAAUAAUUAUAGCAUAGUAUAGCUGUUAUUUCUUUUUUAAAAAUUACUGAAGUUUAGGUUGGCUCAACACAUGUAUUUGACUAGGCCUAACAGCAAAUAUUCUUCGCUGUGUCGUCUAGAAAGCAGGUAUGUUUGAGAUUUUUUACACAUGAACACAUACUGGUCCGUAUAACGAUUAUUGACUGCUCGGGGAUAGGAAAAUUAUGUGAAAGGUAAAAUGGUGACGUCACGAUUGACUAGUUUAAUGUACCUACACGACAUUCCCAGAUAACAUAGUAUAAUACAUACUCCAAGUAUCGAAAUGCACGCCAUCUUGUCAGGAUUCAAUAUUUCAACAUUAAUUAUGUCAUCAUCAGGAAUGAUGUUAUGUAAUUGUAUGCCGGUUAGAGUUACAUAAUUGUAUGCCGCCAUUUAUUUGUAUAAUAAAGAUAGCACAUAAGGAAACCUUGCAAUCUGUAAUAUACAGUACUUAGUAAGGUACAGAAGCCUGAAAUAACACCUUGACAUUCUGUAUAAUUAUAUGCUGUGUUAACAUCUUACCAUGCGUACAUCUGCUGGUAACCCAUGUUUCACCUAUGUCUUUUAUUCUGUACAACAGAAUUGUUAGGUUUUUGUCCGAUGGUUUAUUCAUUAUUCUGUUUGUUUAUUACAUCCCCAACAUGACCAAUCUUGUCUUGGAUAAAUUGUAUACUGUUAUGUUAAUCACCUAAUAAUAUAGGCACUGCAUGUUGCUUCAUGGGGGUAAUUGCUAUAAAUGAUAAUUGCUCAAUUCAAAAUACUAAAUAAUUUUUAUUCUAUUAACAGCUGGUUAUUAUUUGAAGCAGCAAGGUUUAUAUUGGACAUUUAUUAUAUUAUUAAUAUUACUCAUUUUUCACUUGAGUACUAUUAAUCACAAUUAUAUUAUAAAGUAUAUUUUUAAUGGAACCAUUUAAAUAGAUAAUAAUUAUUAUAUAAAUACUGCCUGGAAUAUUUGAUGGGAUAACGACUAGCUGUGUUUAACACAUUUGCCCACAACACCAAACAUUAAGAAAUUUAUCUGCUAGUAUAAAUAUUUUUUACCAAGUAAAAUAUAACUCUUGAAAUUAAAUAAUGAGAGGAACAUUUAUAAAGGUUUUAGGUAAUUAUUUAAACUUUAUUGAAUGUCAUCAUGCUCAGGCCAAAAAUUGUGUUGGAUCAAGGUCGGUCUGUCAGUAUUUUUUAGUGUUAUAGGCCAAGGCCUAAUUUUACAAUGUGGGGAUUUUUUUUUUUUAAAUUACCUGGGGAAACUGAGAAUAUGUAGAUAAUUUCCAGUUACACAUUAAUUUGCUCCCACCUUAUCUUUUUUACUUUGUAAAUAUAACAGGGCCUGGUGAUGGGUAUAUAUAUGCUAUUUAAAAUUUAAUCUUUUUUAUUACCAAUGUAUUUUAUGGAGACCUUCAUUUUCUACAAUAAACAAAAAGUUAUUUA
This is a messenger RNA of Anneissia japonica, 4163 nucleotides long. Its product is annotated as phosphatidylglycerophosphatase and protein-tyrosine phosphatase 1-like. Gene Ontology annotation, molecular function: phosphatidylglycerophosphatase activity; phosphatidylinositol-4,5-bisphosphate 5-phosphatase activity; protein tyrosine/serine/threonine phosphatase activity. The transcript has 6 exons. The record is from RefSeq and is a predicted model, not a curated record. NCBI's taxonomy places the organism in Eukaryota, Metazoa, Echinodermata, Crinoidea, Comatulida, Comatulidae. Gene Ontology annotation, biological process: protein dephosphorylation. The coding region runs from base 495 to 1193 and encodes 232 amino acids.